Messenger RNA from Zophobas morio, 2142 nucleotides. Its product is annotated as adenosine deaminase 2-like. Gene Ontology annotation, molecular function: adenosine deaminase activity. Lineage: Eukaryota; Metazoa; Arthropoda; Insecta; Coleoptera; Tenebrionidae. The transcript is spliced from 2 exons. Bases 254 to 1945 code for a protein of 563 amino acids. Gene Ontology annotation, biological process: adenosine catabolic process; inosine biosynthetic process. The record is from RefSeq and is a predicted model, not a curated record.
ACCCAUUCGAAUUCAAACGACGCAAAAUUAACGCAUCGUCAAACUCACAAACGAAAAAAGUAGCAAACAGUACUGAAAAAUUUUAUCAAAGUGAAGCAAAGGCUGCGAGAUUUAGACAAGCCCCAAGGUUAAAUAAACGCUGAUAUCUAGUAUGUUUAGAACUAUUUGAAGAAAAAGUCGUAAGCAACUUCCAUUAAUUGACCUAUUUUUAGCACCGGAUGAACCACUCCAACAACCACAAAAUCGGUACCUCAUGGCGCAAUCUUUUGUCACGUUCCCAAAAUACUCACUUAUUUCCCAAAACUUUAACACUAAACUACCGCGCAAUAUUCUUCGGUUCUUCCCCCAGUUACCGAUCUAUAUAGAAGCUCGGCAGCACUGGUUCAAUUUAGUUGCCAAUCAAACCGCCCAGCAUCAACACUGCCAGAUGUACAAGUCCGUGAUAGCCAUAGUGACCUUAAUAUUGAUCAUCCUCUCCGUCGUGUUAGCGAUGUUGUUAAACAAAAGUGAAGAUUAUUGUAAAAAACGCGAUCGGCUGCUAGCCGAGGAAGACUCGGCUUUCCUCGGGGCGAACCUCACUCUCACGAGCACCGAACUCAAAGUGGACAAGAUUUUGCUCGAGUUGAAGACAACCGAACUCGGUUUAGGUUACAAAAAUUCGUCGGAGUUUCUCCCAGCGUUGCCUUUUCACCGUGCCAAAGAACGAAUCGACGAGUCGAAGGUGUUCGGUUUCAUCCGGAAACUACCCAAAGGGGGUUCGUUACACACCCACUUGUUGGCAGCCGCUUCUGUGGACUUCCUAGUCAAAAACAUCAGCUACAGAGACGGUUUGUACGGUGGCGAAGUCAACGGUGUGUUCAAACUCAAGUUCAUGGACGACCCGCUGAAAGACAACCGGACGAAAUGGACUUCCGUUAAAGAUCUGCGACUUCAACAAGGGUCACAACGUUUCGACCAGUGGCUGCUAGAACAACUAACCCUAACCCAAGACUUCCCGAGUAUAGAAACCGCUUGGACCAAAUUCAAACGCAUCUUCACCACCACGUACGACCUCUACUCCUACAAACCCGUGUUUCAAGAGUACAUCCAGCGAGUCCUGCAGGAACUCUACGACGACAACGUCAUGUACACAGAGCUCAAAGGCACGAUCAUGAUUUUGUACGACCUGGAUGGCACAACAUACUCCAAACAGGACUUUUUCCGGAUUUUUCAAGCCGCGGUUGAGGAGUUCAAGAGCAGCCACCCCAAAUUCGUGGGAGUACGGUACAUACACUCGAUUUACCGAGGCGUAGAUUUCGACACACUUCAACAAGGCCUGGACGAAAUCAUCGCGAUGAAGAAACUCUUCCCUGAUUUUGUGGCAGGUUUUGACUUCGUGGGGUUUGAAGAAGAGGGGAAAACGUUGCUGGAUUACGCCCCGCAGCUUCUGCAAGCGCAGAAGUACCUCAGGUUUUUCUUCCACGCUGGGGAGAGCUCGUGGUUUGGACACACAGAUCUUAAUUUAGCUGACGCCCUACUGCUGAAUUCCUUCAGAAUCGGUCACGGUUUUGCUAUUACGAAACACCCGAAGCUUCUAGAUUUUGGGAAAGAACACGACAUACCUCUAGAGAUUUGCCCCAUUUCUAAUCAAGUACUUAAGUUGAAUGAAGACCCGCGGAAUCACCCUGCGGCUACCUUGAUGGCUUUGAACUAUCCUAUUGUUAUAGGUAACGACGAUCCCUCGAUUUGGAAUGCUACAGGUUUGAGCUACGAUUGGUACGUUGUCUUUAUGGCGAUGACUCCGAAGAAUAAAGGGCUUGAGGUUUUGAAGCAGCUGGCGAUUAAUUCGAUUCGGUAUAGCGCGAUGGACAAGGAAGAGAAGAAUGAUGCUAUGAAACGAUGGCAACAACAGUGGAAUAAUUUCUUGAUUGAUAUUUUGCUCCAGGAUGAUAAGCGAGGGCUUUAGUCAUGUCUGCCAAGCCCUAUUAGUCAUAAUUAACGUUAGAGAUUAUUUAAGAUGAUACUGUAUCACCUGAUCUGUACCAUGACUUAUUUAUUUUCUUUAGAAUUAGGAAAUUCCAAGAUCGAUGUACUUAACGACUACUCAGUUUCCUGAUUCUUCUAUUUGCCGAAUUAGUAUAAUAUAAUAUUUAGUAACUGAUA